AUGCUGUUAUCUAUCUCGCAACUUAUUUUGAUGCCUUCUACAUUGAAAUGGCCGGGGAAAAACGAAUAUUCAGUUGUAGUAACCAGUAAUCCUGCGCUGCAGCAGGGGCCAAGAGAACUGUGCCAAGUGCUUUUUGAAUUUCUAUAUUUUCGACAAUGGGAAGCUACUGUACUUUCAAUUUGUAUUGUACCGGUAAAUCGAGCAAUUUCCGUUUGUUGGAAGCAUAUGGCACCGACAAACGCAAAAAUAUGGAUAUUUAUCGCACUACUACCAAAUUUACUGCCUUUGCUUGUUACCGUCUUCUGUCACCAUCUUGGAAUGACACAUUUUGAGGAUGUAGCCACUUUUCCAGCUAGAGCUAUUGACUUGCUGGUCAACCAAGUCAAUGCUGAAAAAUAUUGCACACUGAAGAGCAAUUAUCGCAAAGCUGGAGACAUUGUCACAACGGGUUUUCUCAUCUUCUGCCCGAUUAUCAGCUACGUAAUUACCAUAGUACGUAAAUACUACGUAAAACUUGCUAUUGUGCUAAAUAUAGACUUCUAUUCAUAG
This is a messenger RNA of Cylicostephanus goldi, 549 nucleotides long. The record is from the annotation of a GenBank genome assembly. Lineage: Eukaryota; Metazoa; Nematoda; Chromadorea; Rhabditida; Strongylidae.